Xenopus tropicalis (tropical clawed frog) is the source of this 1005-nucleotide messenger RNA. Its product is annotated as provisional ortholog of olfactory receptor 1019. Gene Ontology annotation, biological process: signal transduction; G protein-coupled receptor signaling pathway; detection of chemical stimulus involved in sensory perception of smell. Gene Ontology annotation, cellular component: membrane; plasma membrane. The record is from RefSeq and is a predicted model, not a curated record. The transcript has a single exon. Lineage: Eukaryota; Metazoa; Chordata; Amphibia; Anura; Pipidae. The coding region runs from base 1 to 1005 and encodes 334 amino acids. Gene Ontology annotation, molecular function: olfactory receptor activity; G protein-coupled receptor activity.
AUGACUAUGCUGGCAUUGGGGAAUCAGUCGGCAGUUACCAGGUUUACUGUGCAGUGCUUUUCGGACAAACAAGAUCUACAGACCCCUCUUUUUACAGUGUUUCUUCUUGCCUUCCUCAUAAUUCUUAUUGGAAACAUAAUUGUUAUUGCAACUAUUACCCUUAGUGCCCAGUUGCACAAACCCAUGUACAUGUUCCUGGGAAGCCUCUCCUUCCUGGAUAUCUCCUCCACCUCAACCAUUCUCCCCAAACUAUUAGCCAUGCUGCACACACAAGACAAGACCAUAUCAUUCUCAGGGUGCAUGGUUCAGUUAUAUUUCUUCAUGGCAUUUGCUUGCAUUGAAUUUAUUCUCCUUUCUGCAAUGUCCUAUGACCGCUAUGUGGCAAUUUGUUACCCACUUCACUAUGCUUUACGUAUGAGCCUAAAACACUGUGCUAAGAUUAUACUUGGUGUGUGGGCUGCGGGCCUUCUGGACCCAGUGAUACAUACUCUGCUAACAGCCAACUUGUCUUUUUGUUCAUCCAAUCACAUUAAUCAUUUCUUCUGUGAUCUCACACCAUUGCUAAAGCUUUCCUGCAGUGACACCUCCCCUAUAGAGAUGAUUACUUAUAUUUAUGGGGUGAUUGUAGUUAUUAGCACAUUUACAAUAACCUCAGUUUCCUAUGUUUUCAUACUCUAUAAAAUACUGAAGAUUCAUUCAUCACAGGGGCAGAAAAAGGCCUUUUCUACCUGCACCUCCCACCUCACUUGUGUUAUCAUCUUUUAUGGGACCAUCAUCUGUUUGUACAUGAGACCAACCAAAUCCAUCAGUCCAAACCAGGACACAUUUGCUCUCCUGUAUGUUGUGUUAGUCCCUGUGCUAAACCCUUUCAUUUAUACUCUGAAAAAUAAGGAAUUUAAAGAUAAUUUGUGGAAAAUGAAAACUAGAAUUUCUUCCAAUUUGAUUAGUGUUAAAUGCACAAUGAAAUCACUAAGCAGACUUAUUAACUGUGGUUGCAAAGCUUAG